This is a messenger RNA of Mucor mucedo, 454 nucleotides long. Its product is annotated as transmembrane protein 14C-like protein. The transcript has 3 exons. Lineage: Eukaryota; Fungi; Mucoromycota; Mucoromycetes; Mucorales; Mucoraceae. Bases 167 to 454 code for a protein of 95 amino acids. Gene Ontology annotation, biological process: regulation of heme biosynthetic process. The record is from RefSeq and is a predicted model, not a curated record. Gene Ontology annotation, cellular component: mitochondrial membrane.
CGCUUUAGUCAAGACAUGAUUCCCAAAGAUUUACUACCACCGCUCCGUCCGCGCCUUGAAGCACGUCACCCUCCAAUCUCGUGGCUCGGAGCAUAAAUGGUAUUUGAAAUUAACAAAAAAAUAAAACACCCUCCCAUCUUUAUAAUCGCCCCAACACGAAAAAAACAUGUCUGACAUUCUUGGGUAUCUUUACGGUCUUGUAGUCUUUACUGGAGGCGCUAUUGGUUAUCUUAAAGCUGGCAGCACAGCGUCAAUUUUAGCCGGUGCUAUUUUUGGAUUUUUAGCAGCAUAUGGAGCAUACCUCGAUAAUAAGAUUUUGGCGUUUUUGACUAGUUGGAUUCUUUUAGCCGUGAUGGGACCUCGAUUUUACCGAGGACGCAAGUUUAUGCCUGCAGGUCUUGUUACUUUACUCAGUGUCUUUAUGAUGAUCCGUUAUGCAACCACACUCAUAUAA